AGCCCUCUUGCUUCGCGCCUCUACGAACAAAUAAUCGUUCGCAUUUUACCCACCACCAAUCACCAAUCACCACCUCAUAUCCCAACUUCAUCAUGCCUCUCUUCGGUCGCCGCCACCAUGCCACCGCGCCCAGCUCGGGUGGAGGGUACACCCACCACCACCAUCGCCGGACAGUCCGCCACCACAAGGACCCCGCUCAUGUCACAGGGGGCUAUAAAGCCGCCCUCGCCAACCCCAACACCACGUCCGCCGGGCGCCGCCACGCCAAGCACGAGCUGCGAAAGCGCGGCGAGAGCACGCACGUCCCGCUCAUGGUCCGCAUCAAGCGCACGCUCGGGAUUCGCUCGACGCCGCGGACGUACGAGCAGUCGACCGUCGGCGGGUAUGGGCAUCAUACGACGCAUGGAGGAGAGUAUGGGCAUUCGACGGGAGGGUACGGCCAUGGCACGACGACGCACGGCACGCAUCACCACUACUAGGCAGCGGCCUCUAGCAAGGGGUUGUGUGAUAGGCCCAGACUCGGAGAAGGAAAGAAUCUAGUGUAGCAUAACCUGACGCAGUCGAUGUUAGCCUCGUGUAUCCGGAUCAUUCAGCAUAUACCCCUGAACUUACCGUAUAACCUCGAAAUAAUGCUUUCAAAUCGCUUUUGGCCCCACAAAGGC
Molecule: messenger RNA, 662 nt
Organism: Schizophyllum commune H4-8
Lineage: Eukaryota; Fungi; Basidiomycota; Agaricomycetes; Agaricales; Schizophyllaceae
Exons: 2
Coding region: 93-479 (128 amino acids)
Source: RefSeq, a predicted model, not a curated record